AUGAAGGAGAUGGCUCGUCUGGCUUCGGCGAAAAAGGAGCAGGAAAAAAAGUAUCACGAAAUGGCGCGAGAGCUGGGGCUAGAGCGACUUCGGAAAACUCCGGCUCCUCCCGUCCCCGACACCAACGUGCGUCUUCGGCACCAGGUCAUCGACGAGGCGAGGAGGGCGAUGCAGAGGAAAAUAGAACUGGACACCAUGGCGAAGCUGGUGGAGCUCAACUCCCAGCUGAGAAGGCAGGGUUCCCGCCAGAGGGAGACUAUCGAGACACUGCGAAAGAACCUAAAGGAUGGCAGUGAUGCGCUCGUUGCCGCACGCAAGCCCUCUCCCGCGGGGAACGGAAUGUUCGAGGAGAUUCAAGAUAGGUUGCGGCCCAUCGAUGCUACGACCAAGUCGAUUCCGGAGGGCGAGGAGGAAACGGAGGGGGGAGAGCGGAAGGAGGGAGAGGAGCGGAAAGAGGGGGAGGGAACUGGAGUAACCCAGAGUAAGAGGCGGUCGUACGGGUUGAAUUUGGCAGGCCUGUGCCAAGAGUAUCUCGAGGCCGGGACCCCCCUUUGUCAAGUCGGCCGCUUGGUCAUGUCCACGCUACGCCUUGCCACCGGCGUCGAGCUAGAUGUCGCGGGGGGCAAAAUGAAAUUCCACGGCACGACGGUAAAGCGGCUUGCACUUGGAAUUGCGCACUUGAACAUGGCUGAACUGAUCGCCAUGAUCCUCAAAGCUCCCUACUUGCUGAUCGCGGGUGACGAAUCGCUGCGGAAAGGGGACAAGAAGUUCCCCAUUUUCGUGGCGUGUUGGGAUGUCGUAGCUAGCAGGCCUUGGUGGGGGCUUCUCCGGAUGUGCAGCAUGAAGGACAAAACUGCGGAAACACAAGCAUCGCUUUUUUUCGAGACCAUCGUCAACGUUCUGAAGUACCCUCGCCGCCAAGUUUUGUACGUCCUGCCCGACAAUACCGCCUCUGUCUCGGGCGAAAAGGGGGGGGUGUGCAACCAAGCUGCAGCAGAAGCUGCGGGGGGAAGACACCACGGCGGUCCCACGACAGGAGCAGGGUGGAGGGCGUGGGCGUGGGCGUGGUGGACAGGGCUCGAGAGGUAG
Ectocarpus sp. CCAP 1310/34 is the source of this 1089-nucleotide messenger RNA. Lineage: Eukaryota; Phaeophyceae; Ectocarpales; Ectocarpaceae. The record is from the annotation of a GenBank genome assembly.